CUCCUGCCCACCUUCCUAUAUUACUCUCUGCUUUCUUUACUUUCUCUUUUCUCUUUCUCUCUCUUGGUGCUUCUUCCUCUUCACCAGUUACUUCAUCCUUACGGUUCGGUUUUGCCUGGAAAACACCAAACCAUUUUCUCCCUGAAGCUUUCUUCCUCUACUUUGAUCUCAAUCAGCAGUUUCUGUUACAUUCCAUCUCCCCUUUGGGUUUUGCUCUCUUGGUUGGUCAAUGCUGUUCUGGGUAACUGUAAAAUCCAAUCUUGCAUUCUCAAGUGGUGAUUUUCUCUUUUGGGUUCUGCUUCUUUUCUGGGUUCCAAGGGUUUUGGGGUUCAAAGGUUGCAGCCUUGGCAUUUUCUUCCCAUGUUUAGUUCUCAAUUUGUGAUCUUGUCAGGGAGUUGGAGACCAGUUUUGGGUUGAGUUGAAGUUUAGGGGCAUGAAUUCUUAGUUGUGUCUGUGAGCUUUGAAGUUGGAGACCAGUUUUGGGUUGAGUUGAAGUUUAGGGGCAGGAAUUCUUAGUUGUGUCUGUGAGCUUUGAAGUGGGUGCCUUUUGGGUUCAAGAACAAGAAGAGAUGGAUAUUACAGAGGUGACGCUGAUACAUCAUGUGGGCAUUGUGUUGGGUGUGCUUUGGUUGCUCUCUCAGUACAACUGCUGCCAUGCAUUUGCCUACUUUCUCUCUCUGAUUUAUCUCUUUGCAGUUCAUGAGCGGUAUGUUAUGCGCUUGCGGAGGAAACUACAAUUCGAAGAAAGAAAGCAGGGGAAUCAGAGAAGGGUACUUUCUGAUUCUGAAACAGUGCGAUGGUUGAACCAUGCAGUUGAAAAGAUAUGGCUUAUAUGUAUAGAACAGAUUGUUUCCCAGAGAGUUCUUCUCCCUAUCAUACCUUGGUUUUUGGAGAAGUACAAACCAUGGACCGUUAGUAAAACUGUAAUUCAGCACCUUUAUUUGGGAAGGAACCCACCUAUGUUCACAGAGAUGAGAGUUCGUCAGUCUAUGGGUGAUGACCAUUUGGUUCUGGAGUUGGGAAUGAAUUUUCUGACAGCUGAUGAUAUGCUUGGAAUACUUGCUGUCAAGCUAAAGAAAAGGCUGGGCUUUGGAAUUUGGGCGAAGUUGCAUAUUACUGGCAUGCAUAUUGAAGGGAAGGUCAUGUUAGGUGUGAAGUUCCUUCGUAAGUGGCCUUUUCUUGGCCGUGUGCGGUUAUGCUUCGUCGAACCUCCGUAUUUUCAAAUGACAGUGAAGCCUAUAUUUACUCGUGGGCUUGAUGUUACAGAAGUUCCAGGGAUUGAUGGAUGGCUGGAUAAGCUUCUCUCAAUUGCCUUCGAGCAGACACUUGUGCAGGUAUUUGGUAAGCUUGUCUACAUUGCCUUGAAGAAGACACUUAUUCAGCCUAAUAUGCUGGUUCUUGACAUGGAGAAAUUCAUUACACCGGAAGAGGAAAAUUGGUUCUCUGUGGAUGAGAAGGAGCCUGUUGCACAUCUCAAAGUAGAAAUUAUUGAAGCAUCCGAGAUGAAAGCCUCUGACUUGAAUGGCUUUGCUGACCCUUAUGUGACGGGUCAAUUUGGCGUUUACCAAUUCAAAACUAAGAUACGGAAGAAGACGCUGAACCCAAAAUGGUUUGAGGAAUUUAAGAUCCCGGUUAUUACAUGGGAUUCACCUAAUCUGCUAGCAAUUGAAGUUCAUGACAAAGACAUCUUUGUUGAUGAUACCCUUGGAAACUGUUCCAUUAAUAUCGGUGACCUUAGGGAUGGUGUGAGACAUGACAUGUGGUUGCCUCUUCAGAGCAUCAAAACAGCAGGGAGGCUGCAUCUUGCAGUAACUGUACUUCAAAACAAUGAGGAGCGCAGUGAACCUCAAGGUGUUCAGGAAUCGGAAAUGCCAAAUAUGGAAGAUAGAAGAAAUUCCUUUUCCAGUGAGACUGCUAAUAAAACUUCCUUCUCGUCUGUAUCAUCUGAGAAAUCUCCUAGGGUGACAGAUAAUUAUGAGCCGAUAGAUGUUGAAGGGCAAAAAGAAACGGGCAUAUGGGUCCAUCACCCAGGAAGUGAGGUUUCACAAACUUGGGAGGCUAGAAAAGGAAAGGGUCGACGUCUGAGUACUCAAAUUCAAGGGAAGCGCAAUGGCAGCAGCGGCACUGAUCAGGAUAAUAAACGUCCAAUGCAAUCAGUUCGCCAGGGUCUACGCAAACUUGGUUCAGUAUUCCAGAAGAAUCCCAAAACGGAGGACAGUUCAAGCAGUUUCACAGAGUCUGUCCAAAGCUCGGGUACUCCACAUGUCAAUUUACGGGCAGUUAAUGGUAAGGACAUUGCAGUAAAAUUUGUUGUGGAAGAUGAUAUGUCUGGUAAAGUUUCAAAAGACGGGGCUUCAAAUUCUGGUGAGAGUAGCGCAGGUAGCCCAGAAAAGCGCAAAGCGAAAGGCAUGGCAAAGAGUUUCUUUAAACAAGCUGAAAGAUCAGUAAAACAUGCACUUUCACGUAAAGGUUCUAGAAAGUCACAGACUGAUUCCUGCGAAAGAGAAAUUAUAGCAGAUUCCUCUGACGACGAUGAUCCUCCUCCCUCCCCAAUGGUUGCAAUGAUAUCAGUUGUCUCUAGGGAUAUACCUCAUUCCCCUAUAAAUGAUUCGUUCACGUCAGAUGAGCAUUUAGAUCAGCCGCUUGCAAGUGCAUUAAGUAACAUUUCAGAGGGCACCGAGGACCCGGAGAGGAAGGUUGAACCUGAAGACACAGAAAAGAUGCUUGAGAAGCCGGAUAAUCCUAAAAAAUAUAACAAGCUAAGUGAUGCUUUAAAAGUUGAAGCUAGGUGAUGCAGAUUCAAAGAGAAAGAUACAAAAUUGUGACAGAAAUUGUUGUUAAUCGCUCAUACUAAAGAAUUAGGUUUGCAUGUUCAGGCACAUAUCGAUAUUCAUUUCUGAACUACCUACCCAAAUCUGUACUUCCAUUUUUAGGUUUGGGAAUCAUGUUCAUGUGUAAGAGAUCUAGCUUUUCUGUUCCACCGUGAAUAGAGAUCAGCUUGUACAUAGGGUAUGGGGAAUUGAGGCAGGCUGAUCUUUCAUUUUUUGUAGUUUGUUGGAGCACUUAGAGAAAAAAGUUGACUUACUGUGGAAAAUAUUCCAUAUGUAUAUGAAGUCGUCUACACGUGUUGAUUGUGGGUGUAAACUUAUCGUUGUAUGAGUAUUUGUUAAAGGAAUAUGAGUAUUUGUU
Molecule: messenger RNA, 3189 nt
Organism: Argentina anserina (silverweed cinquefoil)
Lineage: Eukaryota; Viridiplantae; Streptophyta; Magnoliopsida; Rosales; Rosaceae
Product: C2 domain-containing protein At1g53590-like
Exons: 13
Coding region: 570-2792 (740 amino acids)
Molecular function (GO): lipid binding
Source: RefSeq, a predicted model, not a curated record